AUGACCUCGAGGGACGUACACCACGGCGGAGUGUACUUCAGCAAGGAGAUCCCGUGGCAGGUGCGGGGAGACUUGUACGAUGUGAUUGCCGGCCUCGAGGAUUGGUCGGUAGUCUGGCAAUUCGCCUUUGCACGGUAUUCUCCUCCGUAUCCUGCCACGGGAACUGAGGUGUACGUCACCAAGAUGUGGCACCAAGAAAACGAGCCUCAUUUGACCGUGAAGCUCGGCUAUGUUUGUAGUGACUCGUAA
Molecule: messenger RNA, 249 nt
Organism: Cucurbitaria berberidis CBS 394.84
Lineage: Eukaryota; Fungi; Ascomycota; Dothideomycetes; Pleosporales; Cucurbitariaceae
Exons: 2
Coding region: 1-249 (82 amino acids)
Source: RefSeq, a predicted model, not a curated record